AAGCUCCUCCGCUCGGUUUGUAGAAGUUUGAACGAGCACAUGAUAAUCCCGGAGCGGAGUGAAGUUCUGGACAUUGAUACCACCCAUUUACAUGUUACGGCUACUGGGAAAGAGCAGGCCAGUGUUCGGAUCACCACGAAUGAAGGAGACGAGUUUCUAUUUCCCAAGUAA
Molecule: messenger RNA, 171 nt
Organism: Perkinsus marinus ATCC 50983
Lineage: Eukaryota; Perkinsozoa; Perkinsida; Perkinsidae
Exons: 1
Source: RefSeq, a predicted model, not a curated record